UGACCAUUGAAGUAGCAGAGGCAUUGGUACUUUACCACAUUUUUAUUUUUACUGUUUUUCACCCCAUUAACAUAUUGAUCCCAUAUUGACCACAUUUCCACCCCCAAUUCCCUGUUAAACAAACGGGCUAAGGGAUUGCUACGGACUACAAUAUCAUGGGCGGAGGCGUACAAUUUGGGUUUUAAGCUUCGUUGUGAACCGUGACAAAAAAAACAUUAGAAAAUAGAAGAAAGGAGGAAAGAAAGAAGAUGUGGAGCAGAGGAUACAAGUUAAAAAACGGAGGGAAACUGAGAAGACAAAAACCCUAGGAAUAUUGUUGUGCGGAGUCUGCCUAGUGUUGAAUAACUGUACCGCAGACAGGCGAUGGCGAGGCUUCUUCAACAUGCUUCUUCUCUAAAGCGCUUUCUAUUUGCAGCACAGGAUUACAGACACGGUAUUGGGGGGCUAUCUUCCCAAAUUUGCUACUUUUCUUCUAAAGUUGGUCGGAAGUCUAAGUCUGAUGGAAGUGAUUCUGGUGAAGAGAAUAUGUCUAAGAAAGAUUUGGCCCUACAUCAAGCCCUGGAUCAGAUAACAAAUGCCUUUGGGAAGGGAGCAAUCAUGUGGCUUGGUCGCUCUGUUUCUCCUAGACAUGUUCCAGUGGUGUCUACAGGAUCUUUUGCUUUGGAUAUGGCGUUGGGGAUUGGUGGACUCCCAAAGGGACGUGUUGUGGAGAUAUAUGGCCCAGAGGCCUCUGGGAAAACAACUCUUGCUCUUCAUGUAAUUGCUGAAGCGCAGAAACACGGAGGCUAUUGUGUCUUUGUUGAUGCUGAGCAUGCUCUUGAUCCAAAGUUGGCUGAGGCUAUUGGUGUCAAGACUGAAAAUUUGCUUCUGUCACAGCCAGAUAGUGGUGAACAAGCACUAAGUCUUGUGGACACCCUAAUUCGCAGUGGGUCUGUUGAUGUUGUUGUUGUGGACAGUGUAGCUGCUCUUGUACCUAAAGGUGAACUUGAUGGUGAAAUGGGGGAUGCACACAUGGCAAUGCAAGCAAGAUUGAUGAGCCAGGCACUUCGCAAGUUGAGCCAUUCUUUAUCCCUCUCCCAGACUAUUUUGAUCUUCAUAAAUCAAGUGAGAUCAAAGCUGGCCACUUUUGGAGGAUUUGGAGUUCCAACUGAAGUUACUUCAGGAGGUAAUGCUUUGAAGUUCUAUGCAUCAGUGCGCCUAAAUAUUAAAAGAAUCGGGCUUGUCAAGAAGGGGGAAGAGACAAUCGGGAGUCAAGUUCUUGUGAAGAUAGUAAAAAACAAACAUGCUCCGCCAUUUAAAACAGCUCAGUUUGAACUUGAGUUUGGCAAGGGGAUAUGCCGUGAUGCAGAGAUUGUAGAGUUGGGUUGCAAACACAAAUUCAUCACCAAGAAGGGAGGGGCAUACUACAACUUUGAUGAUAGGAGCUUCCAUGGCAAGGAUGCUAUUAAACGAUACUUAGCUGAGAACGGGGAUAUUCGAGAUCAAUUGAUGACUAAGCUCCAGGAUGAGCUACUGCACAUUGAGAGUGACAAGGAUAAGGACACAGAAGUUGAGAGCAUUUCACCUGAUUCAACUGAUGAGGAAGCAACCACUGCUGCUGAGGCCUAAGGUUGCAAUCCACGUAAAAUGUUUUUUAGUUGGGCCUCCUUAUUCCAGCACAAAGCCAAGGCUUCUGGUGUGCAAGUGUCCUGUUUCAAUCACUGCUGCUGAGACGUUAGGUCGCAAUCUAUUUGAAGUUUACUAAUUUGGGUCGCCCUAUUCCAACACAUAACCAACGCUUCUGGGUGUUUCAAUCACUGCUGCUCAGGGGUAAGGUUGCAAUUCACUUAAAGUUGUUUGCUAAGUUGGGCCACCUUAUUCCAGGAAAAACUGAGGCUUCUGGGUUUGCGGCUGUGUUCUGUUAAUUAGUAUAGACAGGCACAAAUAUGGUUGCAUAGGGUUGGGAUGGCCUCAGAUCCAUGUCGGCUGCUACGGGUGGUUUGGAAUCAGGUGCAGUGGAUUUUGCCAACAUAUAUAUAUAUAUAUUUAUAUAUUUCCCUCUUUUUAAUUGGUUGAUGUACAAGUUGAUAUUAAUAUAUGCAUAGAUGGUAAACCAGAGCAUGGCAUCGAUGAAUUAUGCAGGGCCAGACAUCCGUCAGCUUCAGCACUUAAAUUGUUUAGAAUGGUGAGGUUCCUUUUUUUGUGCUAAUAUCGAUCUAGUUUCAUUGCAGUUGCGGAACUGUAGGAGGGAAAAAAAAAGUAUUUGUUGUCAAUUCAUUACUUUCUGUACCCUAAUUUAUUGUUAAUGGUUGUCCUCCCAUUUUGAUCUCU
This is a messenger RNA of Macadamia integrifolia, 2310 nucleotides long. RefSeq names its product DNA repair protein recA homolog 3, mitochondrial-like. Gene Ontology annotation, biological process: DNA repair. The record is from RefSeq and is a predicted model, not a curated record. The transcript has 9 exons. Bases 364 to 1608 code for a protein of 414 amino acids. Gene Ontology annotation, molecular function: single-stranded DNA binding; ATP hydrolysis activity; ATP binding. Lineage: Eukaryota; Viridiplantae; Streptophyta; Magnoliopsida; Proteales; Proteaceae.